This is a messenger RNA of Ilex paraguariensis (yerba mate), 1491 nucleotides long. Lineage: Eukaryota; Viridiplantae; Streptophyta; Magnoliopsida; Aquifoliales; Aquifoliaceae. The record is from the annotation of a GenBank genome assembly.
AUGAUGGCAUUGUUUCCUCUCUACCUUGUGUCAACCUUGAUUCUAGUGGGUGGAAAACCUAAUGGCUUGACCCUGAGCCUUAUUCACCAGGACUCCCCCGAAUCACCUUUCUUCCAAAGUAGCCUUACCCNGGGUGGAAAACCUAAUGGCUUGACCCUGAGCCUUAUUCACCAGGACUCCCCCGAAUCACCUUUCUUCCAAAGUAGCCUUACCCGCAAAGACAAAAAAGAAAAAUUCAUAGUGCAAUACGAUGCUCCUUCUAGCUACCUGUCUAAUGUGUCAACUAAUUCUCUACAUCCUCAAAUGGUGCGUCCACAAGUUGAUGCUCAAACUUCCAAUUACAUAGUAAAAAUUGGCAUUGGCACAUUCAAGGCCAAGCCGACAUACAAAGAAUACUACUUGUUAAUGGAUACCGGCAGCAGCACAUCAUGGACACAGUGUGAGGGUUGUACAAGGUGCUUCAAUCAGACACCAGGGCCUUUCCCUAAGAAUAGCUCAAAAUCUUAUCGCCCAAUUCUCUGUGAGGACAGACUUUGCAUACCAAAAAUAUGCGAUGGGAAGUAUUGUUCCUACUCUGUAAGGUAUGUAGACAAAAGCUACACAUAUGGCAUUCUUUCAAAAGAAACUUUCUCUUUCAAUUCCAAUACUACCAAUAUCGAAAAGGUCGAGAGCUUGGUCUUUGGUUGCGGUAGUGAUAACUACAUGAGAUUUUCCGGUGCAAACAAUAAUAAAAUUGCAGGAAUAAUGGGUCUAGGAUGGGGUCAGUUCUCGUUUGUGAAUCAGAUUCACUCUGUGAGUGAUGGAAGAUUUUCAUACUGCCUUCCAGUACUUAAUCAAUACAUUCGGCCAGUUCCAAGGAUACCGAUGACAUAUCUAAGGUUCGGUGCAGAUAUACCCGAACAACGAGGUUUAGCAAGAACACCAUUGAAACAUAUUAACAACAGAGGACAAUACUUCCUAGAUUUGAGAGGCAUUAGCCUCAAUGGGCGAAGACUUAAUAUAGAUGCAGCAGUGUUUGCUUUGGGAAGAAAUGGCAGUACUGGAGGAUGCAUAAUAGACAAUGGUACAACAUAUUCACGCCUUAUCAGGCCUGCUUAUGAGAUACUAAAAAGAGAGCUGGAAAAUCAUUUUUCAAGAUUUAAAAACUUGAGUAGGUACCGCAGUCAGCGGGGUGCAAAUUUAUGCUACGAGAGAAAGAAGCCGGAAGGUUUUCAAAACCUUCCAUCAAUCACAUUCCAUUUCCAAGGAUUGAAUGCUGACCUUUUAGUCCGGCCUUGGGGCGUCUUUCAAGUUGUGGAUAAAUAUCAUUCAUCAACGCAUCGUGAAUAUUUUUGUUUGGCUAUGAUACCUGGUGAUAUCAAGAGUGUAAUUGGAGCACACCAACAGGCAAACCAGAGAUUCGUUUAUGAUACGAAAAAUAAUCAAAUGCUCUUCAAAUCCGAGUCGGAGGUUGAUGGUGAUACAUUGGCCUGCCGUGUGCCAUCUGUUUGA